AUGUCCGCCACUACUGAAACCCCCGCGACCGCUCCGGCGAGCGUUCCAGCCACGGGCAUGCGCAAAAAUGGCAAGAACUGGCAUGCCACUAAAAAAGCGUUCCGGCCUAGCGCGGGCUUGACAUCCUAUGCCAAGCGUCAGGAGACUCGCAAGCAACUCGAGGCAAACAAGGAGCGGGAACGUGAGAUGAAGGAGGAGAAAGAAGCCGAGCGCCAGGCGCAUAUUCAACGUAUCAAGGACAAGCGUGCCGCCAAGGAAGAAAAGGCUCGCUACGAAAAGAUGGCCGAGAAGAUGCAUGCCAAGCGUGUGGAGCGUCUGAAGCGUCGCGAGAAGCGCAACAAGCUUCUCAGCUCUUGA
This is a messenger RNA of Penicillium oxalicum, 357 nucleotides long. Its product is annotated as CGR1 family protein. Bases 1 to 357 code for a protein of 118 amino acids. The transcript has 3 exons. Lineage: Eukaryota; Fungi; Ascomycota; Eurotiomycetes; Eurotiales; Aspergillaceae. The record is from RefSeq and is a predicted model, not a curated record.